Molecule: messenger RNA, 3807 nt
Organism: Empidonax traillii (willow flycatcher)
Lineage: Eukaryota; Metazoa; Chordata; Aves; Passeriformes; Tyrannidae
Product: potassium voltage-gated channel subfamily D member 2-like
Exons: 5
Biological process (GO): potassium ion transmembrane transport
Cellular component (GO): membrane; voltage-gated potassium channel complex
Molecular function (GO): voltage-gated monoatomic ion channel activity involved in regulation of postsynaptic membrane potential; A-type (transient outward) potassium channel activity
Source: RefSeq, a predicted model, not a curated record
GUAUGGUGACAUGGUGCCAAAGACAAUAGCUGGCAAGAUUUUUGGUUCAAUAUGCUCCCUGAGUGGGGUCUUGGUCAUUGCUCUGCCAGUUCCUGUAAUUGUCUCCAACUUCAGCCGUAUAUACCACCAGAAUCAACGAGCAGACAAGCGCAGAGCACAAAAGAAAGCCAGGCUUGCUCGAAUUCGUGCGGCAAAGAGUGGGAGCGCUAAUGCCUACAUGCAGAGCAAACGAAAUGGCUUGCUGAGUAACCAGCUGCAGCAGUCCUCCAGUGAAGAAGAACAGGCCUUUGCUGGCAAAGCUGGCUCUUCCUUUGAAACACAGCACCACCACCUGCUUCACUGCCUGGAAAAAACUACGAACCACGAGUUUGUGGAUGAGCAAGUCUAUGAAGAGAGCUGUAUGGAGGUUUCUACAGUCAAUAGACCCCCAAGCCACAGCCCCUCUAUUUCGUCUCAACAAGGUGUCACCAGCACUUGCUGCUCACGAAGACAUAAAAAGACUUACCGCAUCCCCAACACCGCCAUCGCUGGCAGCCGCCCAGGCAGUGUACAAGAGCUCAGCACCAUCCAGAUCAGAUGUGUGGAGAGGACACCUCUGUCUAACAGCCGUUCCAGCUUAAAUGCCAAAGUGGAAGAGUGUGUUAAACUAAACUGUGAGCAGCCUUACGUCACUACAGCAAUAAUCAGCAUCCCGACACCUCCAGUCACCACACCCGAAGGAGAUGAUAGGCCAGACUCUCCUGAAUAUUCAGGAGGAAACAUUGUCAGAGUAUCUGCUUUAUAAAAUAAGGAAUUAUUUAUAAAUUAGCAUAAAGACCACUUGCAAGGUGAGCUCAAACAGUGAAAAACGAGUCGUGAGGAAUGAGAGAGCUGACAAAGAAAACACCCCUUGAUGAGUGUGCCAGCGGACACAGAGCAAGAGGUUCAGGAGAAACAGAACACUCUGUGGGUUUUGGUGUCCUAGGGUGUGAACCAAAAGGAGUUUCUUACCCAUUGUCCGAACUGACGCGCGGUGGAAUCUUCUGUGACCAUCCUGACUUAUUAUAUGAGCACAAUGAAAUGUCCCCAUUGAUGCUUCUUCUUAUCAUGAAAGCUCUUUUUAGAAAAAAACCACAAACGAAAAAAUAGAAACCUGUGUUCCUGCUGAAUGCAAAACAACAAGAAACAUUUUGAUAACGUGUCUUUUUUUUUCCCUGUUAAUAAACCACAAACUUGUUGAGGAACUGUCAAAAAAUGAACGAAAAAAUGCUUAUAUGAAAUAUGUUUGUACUGACUGAAAGAACUACAACCAUAAUGCAUGCUGAAAUUAUUUGGAACUGUGAUCUCAGUUUACUUUUGUUGUUUUUCAGAUUAGGCAUGAUAAAAUAUUACUGUAGAAAGGGGCAUUUCCGUGCACUUACAACAAGCUGAUUGUUAAUGUUCCAUGGUAGUUGUACAAAUAACUUCCCUUUGAAAAAUGCAGUAUUUCUUACUUAAACACUCAUUAGUGAACUAAAGGUGUUCAGUUAGUUCAAUAUUUACUAUUGUUUUAUCUUGCUUCCUAGGUACUGUUACAACUGCAAUAAGUCAUUGUACACCUGUUGUAUCAGGAAUCAGGAUUGUUUUUUUUAAGGUAUUUAACACCACUUCAUCUACACUAUAAAUUUCUAAUGACAAACAUUUACAUAAUCUUACAGCCAAAUUGUGCACCACAGAUGUGCUAUUCAGUCAUUGUUCUUUUUCUUCACUGUUCUUUAUUUCUAUGACAGUUUGUUGCCCACUCCAACAUCACUGUACCACUUGGGAUUUCAAGGCUGCUGAUGAAAUCAACACAGUCCUUUUUUCCACAGACAUCUUGUCUACUUCUAUAUUUUCAGAACAAACCUCUCGUCCCAGUGUACUGCUACAAGAUCAAUCCUAUUUGAAUUAAAAUUACCACAAAGGUGUUUUUGGGAUCAGUUAACACUUAUCUCCAAACCUUCCUUCCUCAUAUUCUGCAGCAUCCAGAGUAUUAGCUACACUGGAAGACACUGAAAGACAUUCAGUAAAAAUGAUGGCUAAAUUCUUUUUGUAAUUAUCUGUAAACUUAAAACUUGUUUGAGAAUUUAUAUUGUGUGAAAAACAUUUAAUUACCUAAGAACAAUGACAGAAUAAUGGAUUGAGUCCCAAAGCUAUAAAAGUAUAAUUGAUUUCAAUUGGAAUUUGCCUACACGGACAGGCCUAAAAGCUAAUAUGAAGGCUUUACGAGUUAAGGCUUUUUGGCUUCAUUUUUAAAAGACAAUGAUAUCAGAAACCUUUCUGAUAAAAAAGUGUAAUUUUUCUUCAUGAGUGUGUGUUAGAUGUAUCAUAAUGCUUCUUAUAUUCAUGAAUACCAUACAUCAUAUACAUCAAAUAUACAUGGAAUAUGUGCAUAUCAAUACAUACAUAUAUACAUCAAAAACACUGGAUCAGAAAUAAUUGCAUGUCUGCAAAGUAAAAUAUGCAUAUAAAUCAAAAGGCUCAGUGCAUUAGAUGCCAUUACAAUAAAUGAUUAACACAGUUAUUUAAUAGUUUGAGUAGUGUAUGUUUCAGUAUAGUAUUUGCUAGCAUUCUACUGACCUGAAAAUUUACAUUAAGAGAAAAUACCCACUAAAAACUGAAACUUGCUGAUGAUACACUUUUUAUUGCACACAAAUAGUGGUCUUUCAGACAUUGAAGAGUAGAUGAUGGACUAUCAUGCUACAGUAUACACACCAAAAUACAACAACGUCACAGAAUUAAACUGCAAGUAAAAAGAGUAGAUAAUGCCAUUCAUUACUCUUUUAUCAUUUACUUAUUUUGAAGCUUGGUUAAUUUGCAGUUAACUUCUCACUAUUUUUGCAAAUCAGAUUAACUUACUUAUUGUAAACUGAGCUUCUAAAUUUCUUUCAAACAUUAGCAGAGAGCAAAAGCACAGGCUUUCCUCUGAGCCAGAGGAGGAGCACUCCUUCUGAGGAACCCUGCCCGAGUUCAUUUUCUGGUGUUGCUCUCCUCUCUUCCACCCUGUUAGAAAACUGCAGUGUAUCUGCUGAAGCUGGUAGGUUACAUGAACUUCAAUGGGGUUUAAAGGAGAGGCAGAAAACACACAGUUUUUACUUGCAUCCUACUUCUACCCAUGUUUACUCAUACUUGGUCCCCACGUUUUGCCAAACAGUUACUGAUAGAAAAACUGCCUUGAUGUUAGCAAUCUGCAACAACUUCUUUAUGCCACAUGGUACUUCAUGAGUAGCUACAUCAGCUAAAUAGUGCAAAAAGGCAGUUACUAAACCUGCUUUGGUACAGUCUAGAUACAACCCAGGAAACCUACUGACUCCAUCAGGUCAUGUGUCUUUUAAAAGCUCUUUAUUCUCCUUUUCAUAGGCACUAGAAAGAACGCACUACAGCAAUACACUUGCAUAACAGUUAUACCCCUGAAGCAACUUGUACUUUCAUUUUUAAAAUGCAGCUUAAGAGAUAAUUUAGUAAGAUUUUGCAGAAUUCCAGUCCUGUCUCCUAUUUCGAUAUGUCACAUGCAAAGCCAUUAAUUUAUUCUGAAUUUGGGAAAUACACUUUUUUUUUGGUGUUUUAAGCGAUUUAAAUACUGUUUUGGUAGUGAAUGACUGUUGAUGACUGUGUAAAAUGCAUCUGUACUGUACAUGAAAUGUAAUUAUUUCUGUGUAUCAUACAAAGAAACUGAGGUUGUUGUUUUGACAAUUUUGUUUGACAGUCAUAUAUCGUAUUUCAGAAGGCAGCAUAAUACCUGUGUUAUGCUGAAUAAAUAGACAUUUGAGGAAUACUUAAAUAAAACAUCUGCAUGCUUGAAUGGGUCAA